Yamadazyma jaroonii is the source of this 363-nucleotide messenger RNA. NCBI's taxonomy places the organism in Eukaryota, Fungi, Ascomycota, Pichiomycetes, Serinales, Debaryomycetaceae. The record is from the annotation of a GenBank genome assembly.
AUGAGUAAUCCAGGGUAUUAUGAAUUAUACAGAGGGUCAACUGUGGGAACAACAUUGUUUGAAUCAUUAGAUCAACUCAUCACUGACGAAAAAAUUCAACCUCAAUUGGCCGUUACCAUCUUAUCCAACUUUGAUAGAAUCAUUUCCGAUAUGAUGAAACCUGAAAAUAACUUGGUCAAAAGUAAGUUAACUUUCAAAGGAGAUUUAAGUACUUAUAGAUUCUGUGAUGAUGUUUGGACUUUUAUUAUCAAAAACGUCAAUGUCAAAUUGAAUGAUGUUUCCAAUAGUGAUUUAAGUGAUGAAGUGGUUGUGGAUAAAUUAAAAAUUGUUGCUUGUAAUCUGAGGAAAGCUGGUGAACCUUAG